AUGUUCUCCUGCUGCACCAACGAGGAUGCUGAGAUCACAGCAAGCAGCUUCAGCCCCAAAGGGGCUGCUGACCUCAUCCCUGUUGUAUGUAUCACAGACUUCCUUGUCUGCAGUAAGGGCUGCUCCUCCAAACCAGAGAUAAUAGCAGUUUCUGCAGUUGCUCUAGUUCAUAUAAUACACAGUCAUCAGCUCCAGGAUCUUUCAUUUGCAGAUCCUUUUAAGUCAAGGACAAGAAAUACCAAGAACAUUUACAGACCUAUGAGGAAAGAAAUGGUCAGAAUAGCAGUAGCUGCUGGACUAAGAAAAAGCAGCACCCACCUUAGAGACAUGGAAGGUGCAGAAAAGGAGUAUUUUCUUGAUCCCAGUCCUCCACAGCUAACAUUAGCUUGGAAAUCAAGCCUAGCUGAGCCUUGUUCCUUGCCAUUACCUGCUGAAGAACAGAUAUAAAGGAAGCACAGAGCCACACAGCAUGGAGACUCCACACAGCCUUGUACAAUAUGCAGGGAAAAACUUGCACUCCAGCCUAGGGUGCUGCAUUCAUGUUCCCAUGUACUCCAUAAAGUAUGCCUGAAAACCUGAGAAAAAUUUAUAGCUAAAAUUUGCCCUACAUAUAGAAAGGAACAGUAUCAGACCAGAGUGAUGCAUAGUGGGAGAUUUCAAAGUUCCUGCAGGGGAUAUAUUGCUAGAAAAUGUGACAAAGACUUGAGAGAAACAGUGCCUCCUAAGGACAGCAAAUUAAGAAAAUGACUAUUUGAGAAAAAGUAA
Molecule: messenger RNA, 765 nt
Organism: Acanthisitta chloris (rifleman)
Lineage: Eukaryota; Metazoa; Chordata; Aves; Passeriformes; Acanthisittidae
Gene: RNF32
Product: ring finger protein 32
Molecular function (GO): protein binding
Source: RefSeq, a predicted model, not a curated record